This is a messenger RNA of Hemicordylus capensis (graceful crag lizard), 5576 nucleotides long. It is a transcript of the gene CBARP, whose product is annotated as CACN subunit beta associated regulatory protein. The transcript is spliced from 10 exons. Gene Ontology annotation, molecular function: transmembrane transporter binding. The record is from RefSeq and is a predicted model, not a curated record. NCBI's taxonomy places the organism in Eukaryota, Metazoa, Chordata, Lepidosauria, Squamata, Cordylidae. Gene Ontology annotation, cellular component: plasma membrane; secretory granule. Gene Ontology annotation, biological process: negative regulation of calcium ion-dependent exocytosis; negative regulation of voltage-gated calcium channel activity. The coding region runs from base 583 to 2826 and encodes 747 amino acids.
GCCCAUUUGGUGAGUUUUCCCCAGGGGCGCCCGGCUGUCCUCAGCCGGAGACCGAGCGCAGGGGUGGGUAUAUUUGGUGCCUUCUUCAUCAGGGCAGCCUUGCUUUGCCUGGAGAUUUUCUGCAUUCUCUAUCCUGCUGCCUCCCCCCUCGAGAUCUAAAUGGCUCCUGGGAUCUGCUGCAGUGUUAGAAUCCUGUUUCUUCUCAGCAGGCAUAAACAACAGCCGCUGAGUUCCUGCUUCAGUGUCACCAUGGUGAUGAAAUUCUUCUGUGAUUAUCUGGGGAAAUGGCAGUGGCUGUGGGGUAGUGGUUGAGUGACGUCCUUCUCUCUUCCCCACCUGCGAUGGAUCUGGUGGCAGGGAGUUGCCCUGGUUCAGAAGUUCCCGGAAGGCGUUUAAAAACAUCUCCCAGGCUUACACUGAUCGCAGCAGAGGUUAUUUUGAGCCCAAGCCUCCAGGGAACGGGAUGCCUCUUCAGUACGUGCAGAGCCACGUUCUCUUCCAAGAGAAGGGCAGACUGCUCCCCCUCCCCUGCUCAUCCUCACAACAACCCUGCCAGGAAGGCAUCUCCGAGGGCAGCAGACCAUGAGCAAUGAUUGGAGUUCAUGGGAGAACACCACGGAAGGCGUGACGGCAGUACCUGGUGAGGUGAGCACCCAGGAUGGGUAUAUCCUGCUCCUGGUCCUUCUCUCCGUCUUCAUCGGGGGCACUGUGGUGCUUCUUUUUGGCAUCCUAAUCAUCUGCCGGCGCUGCUGUGAGACGGACCGUCGGCAUUCCAGAGCCAGCGAUGACCCAGAGAAAACCAACACUACCUACCUGGACGACUUGCAGCCCGCUCAAGAGAUCACCAUCAAGGUGGAUGACCCCGACUGCAUGUCCAGCUCCAGCUACCGCGAUGCGGAGAGCGAACGUUUCCUGUCGUCGGGAAGCGCCACGGGGCGGAGGGUCUCCUUCAACGAGGCCGCGCUCUUCGAGCAGAGCAAGAAGACCCAGGAGAAGGGGAGGAGGUACACCCUGACGGAAGGGGACUUCCACCACUUGAAGAACGCCCGCCUCAGCCACCUCCCUCUGCCUCCCUCUGCUGCCCUCAAAAUCGUCACGAUACACGAGUGCGAAUCCAACGAGAACAGCAUCGCCAUGACGCCCCGCCGGCCACCCGCCAAGCCUGGCCUCGCCAUCUUCCAGCCCCCAGGAGCCACCCUGCCCCAGACCGCGCUCAACAGCCACGGUUUGUGUCCCAGCUCAGCCCUGCCGGGGGACACCUACAACUCCACGGUGGAGCCCGGUCCAGCCGCCGCCUCGGACUCCGGCGAGGGCGUCCCGCCCGACGGCUCAGCCAGGAGUCCCAAGGGGGCCGGGCCGGGCACUGGGGAAGCUGCCCCGCCGCCCGCCCCGGGCACCGUCCUCCACUUCUUCACCCGCUUGCGACGCCACGCCAGCCUGGAGAGCGCCAGCCCCUACUUCCGGAUCAAGAAGUGGAAGCUGGAGACCAGCCAGAGGGCCUCCAGCCUGGACACGCGAGGUUCCCCCAAGCGCCAUCAGUUCCAGCGCCAGAGGGCGGCUAGCGAGAGCAUGGACCUAGAGGACCGCGACGCCCACCAGACGGACAUCAUCCAGUACAUCGCCCGGACGGAUGACGUGGCCUUCCGUCCCGUGGCGGGGCCUUUCCUGCCGGCCCCAGCCAGCCCCACACUAUCUCUCGGCAGGUUAGAAUCGCCAGAGCCCCCCGGCCCCGCCUCCCCCGAGCCCCCCCCAGCAGAGCAGCCCCCCAUCUCCCUCUAUCAUGACAUCUGGAGUCUGCGGGCCUCGCUGGAGGUGUCCGCAUCGUCGGAGCAGGGGAACGACCGGGACUCAGUCCGCAGCGACGGGAGCGAUAGCGUCUCCUCCUUGGCGGGUGGCCUGCCCAGCUUCCCUUCCUCCCUGGCCGAUGAGGCUGAGGGGACCGAGGAGAAGCUGGGGGGCAGGCCCAAGCAGGCCAGUGUGGGGCCGGAGGCCGGGACCCGUAAGCUGCUGCAGAUGGACAGCGGCUACGCUUCCAUCGAGGCUCCGAGCGGCCGUGUGAGUGAGGAUCAGACGGCCUCCGAGAAACGCUACUGCUUCACCAGUGCGGGGCGCAAGGCCACCAUCUUCGAGAGCUUUGAGGGGCAGCAACUGGAAGAGAAGGAGGAAGAGGAGGAGGAGGAGGAGGGAGGAGCGGCAGGCGGGGAGUCCCCAGAGAGCCCUCUGGUGUGGGCCCCCUACGGGCAGAUGUUCCCCACCCGGGAGCCCCUGCCCCGCCGGGACUACAGCAUUGACGAAAAGACCGACGCCCUCUUCAAUGCUUUUGUCCGCCACGACCCCCAGUUUGACGAGUCCCCCCUGCGGGCCAAGCACCGCUCCCGGACCCACCUGCGCAAGCAGUGGCAGCGCACCAAGCAGUACAGCGACCCCGGGGUCCGCUACCCUCCCGCCCUGGAGAGGCACCGGACCCCGCUGCGGAGGGGCGACAGCGUCAACUACCCGCUGGAGGGGCGCUACCACAGCACCCUGCCCCGCAUCGUCAGCUCCGGGGACGAGGAAGUCGCCUCGCCGCCCCCGGAAGCCAGCGACAAGAUCCAGGUCAUCGAGGAAGAGCCCCCCGAGGAGGCCAAGACGGCGCCCGACCCCUAUGGCGGCAGCUGCCUGGGGGGCGGCGAGUGCCUGGGGUUGGGCAGCCUCGGCACCGACCUGAUGGACAAGAUUGCAGGGGGGCUGGAAGACAGGUUCUAUGGGCCCUUGAAAAAACAGAGAGAGAGUCCCGAGUGCGUGGCGGUUGUGGCAGAGGCCUCUCCUGACCCUAGCCCGGAAUAGCGGAGGCCAGGAAGCAUAGCCGCCUACACGUGAGGUGGCCACACCUCUCUCCCCAGCACUGGCCGUGCCACCACGGGACUUGCCCGCCAACCAGGGCACAGGGCACUCCGGGGGCGCGAGGGUGCGAGGCGACCUGGGACCAAUCCUCUCCGUAUCGGCCGGCCUGAUCUGCCCGGUUCCGCGUGGGAGACCCCUGCCACGUUCUAGGUGGCCGUAUCCAACCAGGAGGCACCUGCCGUGGUCGGAGGUCAAGGGAGGGCGAAUUUCCCGGGGGAAGCCUCUGUCCUUAGCCAGGAAAGGGGGAGUGGAGAUACUGGCCCGCUGGAGUCUGUCCAUGGAGGUCCAGUGUACCCCGGAAACAGCGGCAAGGUCAGGCUAGGCUUGCCUCCCGCUGGUGAGGAUUCGAGGGGAACAAGGGCUUCCUUCCCGGGGGCCUCUGCUCCCUUCUCGCGAGCACCCGAGAUGGGGGUGGUUCCGAGCCCAGCUGGUUCCGGCCCCUCCGAAGCGGGUUUGCCAAAGCAGGCACUUCGAAUUGCACAGCCAGAAAGUUAAGUUUGAAGGGACCUUUUUCCUGAAAGGAAUCCCCCCCGAAAAACCUAGCGGAGGCCCAACACUUACCUCAAGAUGUGACAAGCUGGUGGUUGUAGCAGAUAUCGAGACUCCUUCACAUUCACACACACACACACACUCUCUCUCUCUCUGUUUUUUUUACAAGCAAUAACCAUGUCUUUCCCCCUGCACACCUUGCUGCUGCUGCUGUCCUUGGGAGUAGUGGUGGUGGUGGUGGUGGUGGGGUGUUCCUCAUGGCGGGAGGUGGUGGUGGCGGCACCACGCCUUCCAGAUGGGACCAGACCUCCCAAGACCUGGUGGCUGGGUCCAAAUCGGCCAGGGUCCUCUAAGUGACUUUUGGACACGGAAAAGACAUCGGCAGCGUCUGAAUAUGUGUGGCGGAAGCGUUGGGGGAUGCCGCGUCUUCAUUCAGAGGGCAAAGCCCCGUCUCUGGGAGGGGUGAGCCCCAGAUUAAGGUGUGCCGUGGGAGCUGUGGCUUCUGGUCCCUUUGACUGCACAGCCUCACCUCUCUAUUCCUGCCCUGGAUUGGAGCUCAGUUUUCCCCAGGUGCCUCGGUUCUGGAGGGUUUCCCCUGGCUCCCGCGUUUGUAGGCGUCCCCCAGCUCCUUGAUUCUGUGCCUCCCCUUACCCAUCCCUCUCGGGGUCUUCAAGGGGCAGGACAUGGAGCCCCAUCCGCAAAAAAAAAAGACACACAUCAUAACCUCUCUUGUUCCCACCCCGCAUGGCCUGGAUCCCGCCCCCCCCGCACAUCUGGCCUGGUGGGAAAGUACCAAAUUGCAUCAUGUGGGCUUGGCAGGUCUGCUGAACGGCUUGACUGUGGGGGCUUUUGCAUGGCCCAAGCAAGGUGUGUGUUUCCCACCCCCCCAAAAAAACCUUUGCUAGCCUGCAAUAUAGCAGAGAUCCAUUUGGUGGGGGUGGGGUUGAGGCCGUGCAAGUGUUAUUGUGGGGUGCGGGGAUAAUUUUGUGAGAGAUCCCACCGUGCCUGCAUUUAGAAGGCAGAGCCAGGGUGAAGUGUGCCGUCAAGUCCGUUUCGACUGCUGGCGCCCACAGAGCCCUGUGGGUGUCUUUGGUAGGAUACAGAAGGGAGUUGCCAUUGCCUCUUCCCGCACAGUAUGAGAUGAUGCCUUUCAGCAUCUUCCUAUAUCGCUGCUGCUCGAUAUAGUACCAGCGGGGAUUCGAACCAGCAACCUUCUGCUUGUUAGUCAAGCAUUUCCCCACCACACCACUUGCGGUGGUAGAGAGCCUGAAUUGUCCCCUUUGCUAAGCAGGGUUAGCCUUGGUUUGCAUUUGGAUGGGAGAGUGCAGGUGAGCACCGUCAGAUAUCCCCCUGAAGGGGUGGGGCCAGAGCUCGAUGAACCAAUGGUCUGACUCAGCCCAAGGCAGCGUCCUAUAUGCCCAUGUCAGCUUCCAAGAGGUGGGGUGAUUUAGCUCAAUCUAGGGCAGGGCCAUGGCGGGAGGCAGCUGUGUGCAGAUAACCACCCCUGACCCUUUCCCAAGCAGAAGCAUUGGGGGGGGGGGAACCUGACCAUUUCCCCCCCUCCAGAUACCACUAAAGCAGGUUGGUCAUGUUUAAUUUAUUAUUAUUUAUUGUAAUUAUUUUAAAAUAUAUACACAGACAGGUGACUUUGCUGCACCUUAUGGCAGAGUUUGGAGCAGUUUCAUUGUGCUAUGAUAGAAGCUAAAUGCAGAAUUGUGGCGGGGGGGGCAGGAGCUGCUGUCCAUACCCGAUUACUUGUGGGGCCCUCCCCCCCACCAUUAUCUCUCAGUCAGGUGAAGAGGGGGGAAUAGACUUGAAUGUAUCGCUUUCUCCUCCCCCCCCAACAUUCUAAUGCUUCAAUAUGUGCAUGUAAGAAAGUGGGUGAGGUGGUUGCUUUAAAGGGGCCUCUCCCUCUCCCCUUCUUUUGCAAAACCAUCUUCCAAAAUGUUACAUUGUGGGGUGCUGGGGAAUGAAAUUUUUGUAUUUUAAGUAUACAGUGAGAGGCGGGGGCCAGGUGGAGGAAGCGCUGCCCCCCCUGCCCCCUUUUGACCAUUGCACACCUCUGCUGUCUAUUUUUUGCAUUUGCUGAGAGCUCAGUGAUAGCAGGGGAGAAAAACAGCCAUCUCCCUCCUGGGCUGGAGACCGCAGUUUAAAAACAAAAACCUUUUGGAAAAGACUUUAUUAAAAACCAUGUGCCAAAGGGC